Messenger RNA from Triticum urartu, 1329 nucleotides. The record is from RefSeq and is a predicted model, not a curated record. Lineage: Eukaryota; Viridiplantae; Streptophyta; Magnoliopsida; Poales; Poaceae.
AUCGUCACUGAUGAUUAUUGCUCUGCCAACUCCCAUCCAUCAGCAGCUGAUUUGACUAGCACCAGUACUUGCUGUCCUAUAAAAACCUGCUCCUCCUCCGGUGCACGUCCGUACCGACAGAUCACUAGCAGGCACACACACACACGGAUUUGGAGCAGCUCAGAUCUUUAGCGGCCAUGGUCAAGAAAGGAAUCCAGUAUGUCGUGGUGGAUGCCUUCACGGCCCAGCCGUUCAAGGGCAACCCGGCCGCGGUGUGCUUCCUGGAGGACGACGCGGCCGCUCCCGCGGGGGACGGGCGGUGGAUGCAGUCCGUCGCCGUGGAGUUCAACCUCUCCCAAACGGCCUUCUUCUCCCGUGAUUCGUCCUGCGCGGCCGACGCCGCCACGCCGCGGUUCCACCUCCGCUGGUUCACCCCCGUCACCGAGGUCGCGCUCUGCGGCCACGCGACGCUGGCCACCGCCCACUUCCUCUUCACGUCUGUCCUCGCGGAGCGCCAUGGCGUGGUUGAGUUCGCGACCAAGUCCGGGGUCCUGACCGCCAAGAAGGUUCCUGCACCGGAGGCGGAGGAGCAGGGGAAGCUGUUCAUUGAGCUGGACUUCCCCAUGAGUGAUUAUGUGGGUUGCGAGCCCGCCGACGAGCUGCCGUCCAUCCCGGAGACGCUCAACGGCGCGCCCGUCGUCAGUGUUCACAAAUCAGUGACCACCAACGACCUCAUUGUUGAACUUUCAUCAGGAAAAGAGGUCGCCGAUGUCCUUCCUAACAUCGAAGAAAUUAGAAAGUGUGCCGGCAGAGGUGUGAUUGUUACAGCACCGGCGCCUGCUGGAUCGGGUUAUGACUUCUUCACACGCUUCUUCUGCCCAAAAUUUGGGAUUGAUGAGGAUCCUGUAUGUGGCAGUGCACACUGUGUUUUGGCACCCUACUGGGGUGGAAAGCUGGGGAAGCAAAAACUGAUAGCGUUUCAGGUAUCUCCAAGGAGCGGGACACUAUACCUGGAGCUGGAUGUUGCGAAUCGGCGAGUGCGGAUUCAGGGAGAAGCCGUCACUGUCAUGGCUGGGACACUCUUCGCCUAGCUAGCAUAUUGACAGUUCAUGGACUUGCACUAUGAACUUGGGAGAAAUAAAUAUAUUUGCUGCUAUGUACUGGUCUAACAAUCGAUGGACCAGUUUAUGGGAAUAAACAUGGAUUAUCUGAACAAUAUUAGGCAAAACAAGCUGCAGCCGCAUUGUAGCACGUGCGAAUCAAUCUGCUACUCCUCAACCUUAGUUCAAAACACUUAUCUCUACUCUCUAUCUCUAUGUAAUAUUAAAGGGAAGAUUAUUUCUCCACUAA